AUGCAAUUAAAUUUAUUGCAUAAUUUACAAUUAGAUAAUAAAUAUUCCGAAAAUGGAACUAGAAAUUCAACCUUUGCAAAAUUUGGCAACUUUACUUCUGACGGAUCCUGCUUUUCUAUUACAUCAAGUGACAAUUCAAUUUCAUUCUAUAAUGUCGACGAAGAUGUAAAAAAUACACAUUCUCAGCUUUAUAAUGGCACUACCGACUUGAUUCCUUCCCAAAUUAACCCAUUUUUAACUCUGAAGGUGAAGGAUGAUAUUAGGGACUUUUGCUGGUUUCCUAAUUUUAACAAAAAUGACCCAGAUUCCUGCUGUUUUUUAAUCGCAUCCCGAAACAAACCUAUUAUUCUCUACGAUUCCUUAACUGGAGCUGAGCACUUUACUUACAAACCUAUAAAUGCAGUUGCUGAGAUCGCAGAAAGUUAUUGCAUCGACUUCCAUCCUCUUGGAAAAUACUUUCUUUGCGGCUCUUUAUCUUGUAUAUACGUUUUUGACAUUCAAUCUCCUGGAGAACACAUCGAGCUGAGAAGACUUUCUACCAGGAAGACUACAGGUCAAAAAGGAAUAAUUUCUACCAUUUCUCACAACAAUUUCGGGUCUGAAAACACUUAUGCUUGUGGCAGUUAUAAUGGUUCUGUUUCAAUAUAUGACCAUAAUAUAUCAAGGACUGUCAGUCUAACAGGCGAUUUUCUGGAUCCUGAGUUUCCUCUCGGUCCAAUUACUCACAUUAAAUGGAUUGAUAACACUAAAAUCAUCAUUGGAUGCAGAAAUGAUUACUAUUUAAGGUUAUAUGAUACUAGGGGUGACCUCAGUUCUCCCUUACAAAGGUUUUAUAGACCAGUUAACAAUAAUCAAAAAGUCAGCUUUGAUUACAAAGAUAACUUACUAGUUUCAGGAACUUGUAAAGGUGAUUUAUUAGUCUACGACUUACAAGGCACUGUUGUUUACUCCGAGAAUUUUUCUGAUUUACCUAUUCCAGUUUGUACUUUCAAUCCUAAAUUUCCUCUUGUUCUUAUCUGUAGUGGAACCAGGAACUUUGAGGAUCACAGUUUAGAUUCUCCAAAGGGACCUUCUGAACCUUCUAUCUCCAUUAAAUCUAUUCCAUUUAAUAGAGUUUAUUCUUGUAAAAUAUAA
Theileria parva strain Muguga is the source of this 1134-nucleotide messenger RNA. It is a transcript of the gene WRAP53, whose product is annotated as WD domain G-beta repeat protein. The record is from RefSeq and is a predicted model, not a curated record. The transcript has 7 exons. NCBI's taxonomy places the organism in Eukaryota, Apicomplexa, Aconoidasida, Piroplasmida, Theileriidae. Gene Ontology annotation, molecular function: protein binding. Bases 1 to 1134 code for a protein of 377 amino acids.